Spodoptera frugiperda (fall armyworm) is the source of this 817-nucleotide messenger RNA. RefSeq lists its product as uncharacterized. NCBI's taxonomy places the organism in Eukaryota, Metazoa, Arthropoda, Insecta, Lepidoptera, Noctuidae. The transcript is spliced from 2 exons. Bases 123 to 620 code for a protein of 165 amino acids. The record is from RefSeq and is a predicted model, not a curated record.
CGGCCCUGGCGAAAUAUCGAUAUCAACCAAUCAGAGUGCGCGUACAUCACUGUUGGUAAUUAGGAGCAGACGCCGGCAGUACGUGGAAGCUAAGUGCUACGGACACAAGUCACACGAGCAACAUGAAGUCUGCAGCUUUAAUCUUGUUAUUUGUCUUCUGUUCUGUCCAAUGUCGGAAGAUAUUGCCGAUAAACAAAAAUGCUAACAUCGACUUUAUUAAUAUGGAGAGUGGUUUCGGGCAGCCUACCGCGGCCAGAACGGGCCCAGCAGCCGCGCCGGUAGUGCCUAAACCAGCACCCGCACCGGCACCUGCACCCGCACCCGCACCGGCACCUGCACGCGCACCGGCACCCGCACCUGCACCAGCUCCUGCACCCGCCCCCAAGGCUCCAACCCCAGCUCCUAAGCCAGCAGCUCCCCAAUCACCCUCCAAGCCUGCUCAACUUUCCCCUCCGCCCGCUCAGAACAAGCCCGGCUUGGUCAUCCCGCCCGGACCAGCCCAACCUACUCCAACUCCUGGCCCCGGUAGUGUUAAAGCACUUAUCAACUACUACGACAGCAGAGGCAAUGCCAGUCCCAUCCGUCCUUACAGCUACAGCCAGGCGGUCAAGCAGGGGUAAACAACAACGUACCUACAAAGUGAUAAAUCGUGCCAUUGUGAUGUGAACAACUAAUUGUAUGGUUUGCAGAUUAAUGAACUUGUACCGUAUGAAUGUUAUUCUAAAAAUACUUGAAUACCAUGUAAAUAGCGACGAACUUCAUUGAACAACAUUAUUUAUUGUAUAUUUUGAAGAAUGAAUAAAAGUAUGUAUGUAUA